Messenger RNA from Microsporum canis CBS 113480, 750 nucleotides. RefSeq names its product macrophage binding protein. The record is from RefSeq and is a predicted model, not a curated record. Bases 1 to 750 code for a protein of 249 amino acids. NCBI's taxonomy places the organism in Eukaryota, Fungi, Ascomycota, Eurotiomycetes, Onygenales, Arthrodermataceae. Gene Ontology annotation, molecular function: glyoxalase III activity. The transcript has 2 exons.
AUGCCGUUGCCACGGAGAGCUUUGAUCGCUGUUACCAGCGCCAAUCCUCACUUCUACCCAGACGGGAAGAAGACUGGGUUGUUUUUCUCAGAAGCGUUGCACCCGUUUGAUGAGUUGCAGUCUGCCGGUUUCCACGUUGAUAUUGCUUCGGAAACUGGAACCUACGCUUAUGAUGAACAUUCGUUAGAGAAAAAGUUCCUGAGCCGAGAGGACGAGGAAGUUCUGCAUAACAAUAAUGAUCCGUUUAACAAGAAGCUGAACAGUCAGAUGUUCAAGGCUGGUGACCUAUCACCCCACGAGUACGGUUUAUUUUUUGCCGCCGGUGGACAUGGUGCUUGCUAUGAUUUCCCAAACGCCAAGCACCUGCAGGCUAUUGCAUCAGAUGUCUACGGCCGUGGUGGUGUCGUGGCUGCUGUGUGCCAUGGUCCUGCUAUCCUGGGAGGCAUUCAUGAUUCCAACGACGAGCCGAUUGUGAAGAACAAGACCGUGACCGGUUUUACCACUGAGGGCGAACUUGAGCUCAAAGUGAUCGAUCAAAUGAGGCAAGACAAAGUCCAUACGAUUGAGGACUGUAUGGGACCCACGGGCGCACGCUACGAAGCUCCACCGACUCCAUUCGAAAACUUCGAGAGAAUUGACGGGCGGCUCGUUACGGGAGCAAAUCCCGCAAGUGCAAGGGAUACUGCGAGAGAUGCCAUAAAAGUCGAUGCGCCAAUGCAAUUCCUGCUGCAGGAAAAUUCCUCUCAUUGA